AGUCUUUUAACCUGGAACCAUCAGUCCUUGGCUCUCAGAAACGUAUUGGAAGCUGCAGGUUUGCGUGAUUGACGACGACGGGGGCUUGAACCAGUCGCCUCUCGCACGUUUGGAAAGUAUUUGGUCGGAACAAACAAGGAGAUUUUGUCAUGGAGGGGCGGCGCGUGAAAUACGCGAGAUCAUCUAUUUUGCCCAAGCACCGCUUCAGGUUUUCCUUCUUGCUCUCUCUUUUCAUUUUGUAUUUCUACUCAUCGCUUUCUCUCUUAUAUCUACAUGCAAUAAUUCUCUUACCUUUCAACCAUGUUGCACGGAAACUCCGUCAGGAUCCUCACGGGGAACAGUCACCCCGAGCUCGCCAAUGCCGUGGCUGAGCGGCUCAACGUGACUAUGACACCCUGCACUGUCAAAAAAUUCUCCAAUGGCGAGAUCAGCGUCAAGAUAUCCGAGUCCAUUCGAGAAGAAGACGUCUUCAUCAUCCAGUCUGGGUGUAGCGACGUGAACGAUAAUCUGAUGGAACUCCUCAUCCUCAUCUCUGCCUGCAAAGGCGCCGCCGCAAGACGUAUCACUGCUGUCAUUCCUUGCUACCCCUAUGCCAGGAUGGAUAAGAAAGCUAAGUCAAGGGCUCCUAUAACCGCCAAGCUGGUGGCCAAUAUGCUCGCUGUCGCCGGGUGCGACCAUGUCAUCACCAUGGAUCUACACGCAAGCCAGAUCCAGGGCUUCUUUGACUUCCCCGUAGACAACUUGUAUUCCGAACCCUUGAUGAUUGCCUACAUCAAGCGCAAUAUCCCCGACUGGCAGAACGGCAUCGUUGUCAGCCCUGAUGCUGGCGGUGCAAAGCGGGUGACAGCUAUUGCAGACAAGUUGGGUGUCGAAUUUGCCCUCAUUCACAGGAAACAUUCCUCGCCAGAGAAAGUCGAAGUACUUGUAGGCGACGUGCGGGAUAAGGUCGCUAUUGUAGUGGAUGAUAUGAUCGACAGCGGGCGUACGAUUUCAGUAGCAGCCAAGUCCUUGAAGGAACACGGUGCGAGAGCUGUAUAUGCGAUAGUUUCUCAUGGACUACUAUCGGAAACGAAAAUGACCAUGAUCGAGGAGUUGCCACUCGAGCAACUAGUGGUAACUAAUACUAUCCCUCAGAAGCAGCAUGCAGAAGGUUGCUCAAAGCUCGUCACAAUUGACGUGAGCCCGACCAUUGCGGAGAGUAUCCGCCGGACGCAUAAUGGCGAAAGUAUCAGUUUGCUGUUUGGCGAGUGGGCAGAAGGCGCGGGUGCAUGAGGAUGAGCUUAGAGGUGCAAGAAAAUGUAAUUACAUCAUUGUCGAUAUGAUAUAGAUUCUCCGAUACACAGAUGCCAUCACGGAACGUCUUCAAUUGCAUUCCCCCCGGAGCUGUUCAGCACCUGGGUUCUUCUCUCG
Molecule: messenger RNA, 1410 nt
Organism: Somion occarium
Lineage: Eukaryota; Fungi; Basidiomycota; Agaricomycetes; Polyporales; Cerrenaceae
Source: the annotation of a GenBank genome assembly